AUGGUUAACUCAGCGUCCAUUAUGAAGAAGGAAAAAGUUUUUAUCAGUAUUCUGUUUUGGUUACUGAUUUGUUUCAGCUACAGCGAAGUGUCAGGGUUAUUAACAACUCCGGCUCCCAGGCCCCGCUCGACCUUCCACGGAGGGCGCAUCUUCACAUCAGCUACGACCAGAGGGAGGCCUCGCACUACUGCAGACGAUGCAGAGGCCAUUAACGAUAAUAUCGAAGAUAUCAAGUCUAUGGAAUCGGCAGCGAAUAACAAUCAUGCUAACCGGGAGAAAAUUAUGAUGAGAAGAGCUGCCAAUGAAAACGUCUUAAAGCACCGUGGUAGUGAUAAAAAACUUCCAUCAAACUUUAAGUUGAAAUCGCUCUUAAAGCAAGCCGUCAAGCGUGGACGAGAUUUUGCGGCUUCUCAGGAAGCACCUGGUACAGAUAUUCCCAAAGACGGCACCCAAGGGGAAACCAGACAGAAAUCGUUUGGUCGAGAUAAGAAGGAAUCACACCUACCAGAUGAUUAUCCUAAGACAGAUGGUAACAAACACAAACCGCGAGGCACAUCUACCCUACAAGACACGAAGAAAAACAUCAAGCCCACAAAUAUGGCAUCUGCUGAUUCCCGAUGGAGGUCAGCCAUGGAUUAUGAACGCAAGUCUCACGAUGAAAAUAAAAAACCCAAAAGAAAAAAGAAAAAAGAAGGAGAAGUGGAAUCGCAAUCUGAGACUAAAGAUCCUGCGGACGAUGGGUCCUCGAUCAUUGUCGGAGGACUUAUAGGAGGAAUGUUUCUGUUUAUGGCGAUUGGGACUGUGUUUUAUCGCAUUUGGAGAAAUUGUAGGAAGAGAGCCGGACGAGAUCGAGGUGAUCUUGAACGAGGUCGGUUAUCAGCCUCGAACCAGGCCAUCGCGGAGGACGGAGAUGAAGAUAUCAUCUUUGAAAGAAAACCUAGAGAAAGGAAAGAGAAAAACAAGAAGGAAGAUGAAGGAGAACCCCCAGAUAAAGACAUAGGAUUGAAUUUGGAAGUCUCUCCGCCGCAAUCUCCGCCGCCAAAAGAUACUCACGGCCGAGAAGUACGAGUAAAUAUGGAGCUCUCCGAUUCUUCGCAACCGGCCUCGUUAUCAACCUUGUCUGCACCAUCACUGGGCUCUUCCAUCGGUACGCCGCACUCCACCUCAGCGAGUGGCUGUUCUGUGGAAUAUAUAACCCUCCUCGACUCUCGUAAGGAUUCUGAACUGAAGCCUGGGAUGUCUCAAUCCUCUGGAUCUUCCUCAUCAAGUGAUGCAAAGAUUACAGCUGAAACAGAAAGAGACCUGGCGGCUCCACCUCAAUCGUCCACCAUUUCAGCGGCCUCUCGCCAACUGAGAAACAUCGUUACAAUGGAAACAGGUGGCUCUAACUCCUCCUCUGAGUCGUGCAAGACACCAGUAGCUGCCAGCGAUGACGUCAUCAUCACAAUGGACGAUGACGACGAUUGCAAGGUGCCGUUGUUGUCUUCAGAAAAUGAGGGCUCAUCUGCUGAAGUGAUCUACGUUAGGAACGAUUUGACGACAGAAGGAAAUGAGGACGAUGAUAAAGAGCGGUCAGGUGAUUAAAAUAUAACGAGAACGCUUCAUAAAAAGGCGCAGCUUGACCAGUAGAACUUUGAAUUUCGAAAUCCGAAAGCAAUUAUAUUGGAUGAGACAGUGGACAAAGGACGUGACUUGAAGUGUAUCAAGCGUCGACGCAUAAUCCGUAAAGGUCUCUCACUGCGAUUUCACACACCUUUAUCUGAGGGUGUACCUCUGGCACAGUCAGUCAUUCUACCACGACCUGUUGAUCCAAGGGAAGAGAAAAGAGACAAGGAAAGACUUAAAGUUAUUGAGGAAUUGUCAAGGGAACAUGUCAACCCUUCAUUUGGGGACGUGAUCCAGAUUGUGGCCUCAAUCCUUCGCUCGGUCAAGGUUAGGAGAGGAUUGGAAAAACAAAAUGAUUACAAAAGAAAUUUGAUUGCCUUCGACGCAGACACCUUUGCUAUGAGGAAUAAGAAGCCUUCCACUUUUGAAAUGGAUAUACAGUUUGUCCGGAACGUGAUCUGUGGUCGGUCUUCACUUGACCAUGACGAAAAUCCCCUAACGGGAUGUGAGUGCUCCUACUGUAAAAAGCAACGGAGUAAAACAGGGGGACAACAUUACUCCAAUGUACCAAAGGAUAUCCCCGCAACGGACGAUACCUUCGUAAUUAAUGGAAAAGUCUACACAGUUUUUGUUCCCAAACAAUCUUUUUCCGGAAGUGCAGGCCCUAAAACAAAUACUGGGUCAGAUAAUGCACGAAAUUAAUAAAGUAACUUAUCUCAGUUUCGUAUCAGUCUAUAAGUUUGCAUCCUAACGAGAGAAAAAUAAGAAAAUUCACUUUGUCUAAUGCAAAGCGCAUGAAAAUCUUGACCUCGAAGGCUCAGUCAGUUUUUGCUUGUUAUCUUCUUGAUUUGCGUUAUGUGAACUCGUGCCAGCGAGCAUGUUCACAUAAAUCAAUUUUCAAUUUCGUUUCGGAAGAAAUACGGUAUUGCAUUGGUUUUACCGUUUUCAAACAAUGC
Molecule: messenger RNA, 2561 nt
Organism: Pocillopora damicornis (cauliflower coral)
Lineage: Eukaryota; Metazoa; Cnidaria; Anthozoa; Scleractinia; Pocilloporidae
Source: RefSeq, a predicted model, not a curated record